Molecule: messenger RNA, 480 nt
Organism: Dioscorea cayenensis subsp. rotundata (Guinea yam)
Lineage: Eukaryota; Viridiplantae; Streptophyta; Magnoliopsida; Dioscoreales; Dioscoreaceae
Product: cysteine-rich and transmembrane domain-containing protein WIH1-like
Exons: 3
Coding region: 119-349 (76 amino acids)
Cellular component (GO): plasma membrane
Source: RefSeq, a predicted model, not a curated record
UUCCCAAUGAGAAAAAAAAAAACAAUUAAUCAUUUAUAGUUUUCUUGGUUAAAAUGGUGGCAAUUCUGAAGCUCUCUAUUCUCAAACACUUCAUCACUUUGAAGAAUAGCAUAUCACCAUGAGUGAGUUCAAUGACAACCAUGCUCCUCCUCAAGUUUACCUUACUUCACUUGCACUAGAUGGUUAUACAACUCCUCCUCCUCCACCAGGUUAUCCUAUGAAUGAUAGAGUAGCAAUUGCAACCAAUCAACAGACAAUGCCAAUUGAAACUAAGAACCGUGGUGAUAAUUUCUGGAAAGGAUGCCUUGCUGCUUUAUGCUGUUGCUGUGUGUUGGAUUGCUGCUUUUGAAGAAUAAUACUUAAUUCUCAAUAAUAAUCAAUAUUUUAUGUUGUUACUUUUUCCUUGUACUGUCCUCUUAAAUAAUUAUGAACUCUAUUUGUAUUUUUAUUAAUAAUUAAUGUUUGUAUGGUGUUACAUAU